AUGGCGCUCGCGGACGUCCUCCUCCGUCUCGCCCUCAUCGCGCUUCUCCGUGUCGGUAAGGCGAGAGCGGACACGGCCGUCGGUUCUCGAGCGCGCGCGAACGCGACCGCUGGUUCUAUCGUUUCGACGAACGCGACGAAGGCUCGCGCGUCCUCGCCCGCGCCCGCGCCGCUCGCGGACGCGGACGCGAGCGAUGACCUCUUCGCUUGCAGGAUCGUCUGCAGGGAAGAGCGGUGGAGCCCGACGUGCUGCGCGAACGGCACGUACGCGAACGGCUGCUGGAACGCGUGCGCCAUCUCCGCGCUGCGAAGACCGUCGUGCGUGGCGACGCCCGGGAGGUGCGAGCCCUCGCGCGAACGCUUCCGAGCCAACGACGGGUGCGUGCAAGACUGCGUCGUCGACUGGGCCAGGACCGGGUACGCGUGGCAAGACAUGGCGUGCGGCGAAGACGGGACGACGUACACGACGGCGUGUUUCGCGAGGUGCAGCAACGUCGCGUACACGCUCGGGGAGUGCCACGACGUCGGCGGCGGGCGUCGCGUCGCGUGA
Molecule: messenger RNA, 549 nt
Organism: Micromonas pusilla CCMP1545
Lineage: Eukaryota; Viridiplantae; Chlorophyta; Mamiellophyceae; Mamiellales; Mamiellaceae
Exons: 1
Coding region: 1-549 (182 amino acids)
Source: RefSeq, a predicted model, not a curated record